AUGUCGUACUUAUUGCCACAUUUAGAGAGCGGCUGGGCCGUUGAUCAAGCCAUUUUAAACGAAGGGGAUCGUGUAGUGGUAAUUCGUUUUGGUCAUGACCAUGAUCCGACGUGUAUGCAGAUGGAUGAAGUGUUGUGCGGCGUCGCAGAAGACGUCAAGAAUUUUGCAGCGAUUUAUGUGGUAGACAUCACGGAAGUACCGGAUUUCAAUACCAUGUACGAGCUCUAUGACCCCUGUACCGUCAUGUUUUUCUUUCGAAAUAAACAUAUUAUGAUUGAUUUGGGUACGGGCAAUAACAACAAGAUCAAUUGGGCUUUUAAUAAUAAAACCGAGAUGAUUGACAUCAUUGAGACGGUCUAUCGGGGUGCCAGGAAAGGUCGAGGCCUUGUCAUCUCGCCGAAAGACUAUUCGACCAAGUACAGAUACUGA
Molecule: messenger RNA, 429 nt
Organism: Peronospora farinosa
Lineage: Eukaryota; Oomycota; Peronosporomycetes; Peronosporales; Peronosporaceae
Source: the annotation of a GenBank genome assembly